Molecule: messenger RNA, 1342 nt
Organism: Cydia splendana
Lineage: Eukaryota; Metazoa; Arthropoda; Insecta; Lepidoptera; Tortricidae
Gene: Etfb
Product: electron transfer flavoprotein subunit beta
Exons: 6
Coding region: 111-872 (253 amino acids)
Biological process (GO): fatty acid beta-oxidation using acyl-CoA dehydrogenase; amino acid catabolic process
Cellular component (GO): mitochondrion
Molecular function (GO): electron transfer activity
Source: RefSeq, a predicted model, not a curated record
AGUUGGCAGCUCACCUUACAUCACUAUUAAUUUUAUUUUGGACUUCGAACUCGAAGUUAGAUUUUAUUUUGUUUUUGCUAAAAGUAAUUGAAAUUCUUUAAUAUUUAAAUAUGUCUCGCGUUUUGGUCGGAGUUAAAAGAGUUAUCGACUAUGCUGUCAAGGUCCGUGUGAAGCCCGACAAGUCUGGCGUGGUGACGGAUGGAGUGAAGCACUCCAUGAACCCCUUCGAUGAGAUCGCGGUGGAGGAGGCGGUCCGCAUGAAGGAGAAGAAGCUAGCCAGUGAGGUUAUUGCCGUCUCCUGCGGCCCCACACAAGCUCAGGAAACCUUGAGGACAGCUCUGGCCAUGGGUGCUGACCGCGCCAUCCAUGUGGAGGUGGCCGGUGCUCAGUAUGAGACUCUGCAGCCCCUGCAUGUGGCCAAGAUCCUUGCCAAACUGUCCCAGGAUGAGAAGGCUGACAUUGUCAUAGUCGGAAAACAGGCUAUUGAUGAUGAUUCGAAUCAGACUGCCCAAAUGACGGCCGCCCUUUUGGAUUGGCCCCAGGGCACAUUCGCUUCAAAGGUGGAGAAAACCGACGCGGGCCUGACGGUGACGCGCGAAAUUGACGGCGGCUUGGAGGUGAUCAAGACGAAGCUGCCGGCCGUCAUCAGUGCGGACCUGCGACUCAACGAGCCCAGAUACGCCACGCUGCCUAAUAUCAUGAAAGCCAAAAAGAAGCCCCUCAAGAAGGUAACCCCCAAGGACCUGGGUGUCGACAUCGCGCCCAGGAUCAAGGUGGUGUCUGUGGAGGAUCCCCCGGUGAGACAGGCCGGCUCUGUGCUGCCCGACGUGGACACCCUCGUCGCCAAGCUCAAGGAGAGCGGACACGUCUAACCAGUACCACCUUGACCUCAAUCGUACCAAAUAAUAAUAUUUAUUCGCGCGAAGCACAUAGGACAUUGCGAUGUUGCGUAGGUCUCGCGUACUGAAUGAUAUUAUGGGCCACUUGCACUAUUUAACUAAUUAACCCGGGAUUAACCGGUUAAACCGUUAACCCAGUGUCAAAUUGUACUGGUUUUACUGGUUAACCCUGGGUUAGUGAAUGGUGGAAGUCGCCCUAAUUCGCGCAAUUAAUACGGUAUUACGUUAUAUGUUUAAUGCGCUCGCUUGGAUAGCUGUUACUGUAUCACAGUCGCAAGACGACAUCGGAGACCUCAACGCCUAUGCGAUUAUACGGUGGUGGAUUGAGGUUGUUGAAAAUGUUGCAUGCAUGUUGUAUAGUGUAAAUUCGGUUUAUAUCUUGUGUAAUGCAAUGUGAAUCAAUGUAAUUAGUGUAAAUUGUUAAAUAAAUAUUUUCCCAUGUU